Molecule: messenger RNA, 849 nt
Organism: Perca flavescens (yellow perch)
Lineage: Eukaryota; Metazoa; Chordata; Actinopteri; Perciformes; Percidae
Product: proproteinase E
Exons: 8
Coding region: 39-842 (267 amino acids)
Biological process (GO): proteolysis
Molecular function (GO): serine-type endopeptidase activity
Source: RefSeq, a predicted model, not a curated record
GCCAUACGACACACUCGGAUAGUCAACUCUGAGGAAUCAUGAUGAAAGCGGCCCUUGUCCUGCUGUUUGCUGCCUACGCUCACGGGUGUGGCACACCCACCUAUCAGCCCUCUGUGAGCCGUGUUGUGAAUGGGGAAGAUGCCCGACCCUACAGCUGGCCCUGGCAGAUCUCUCUGCAGUAUCUCAGCGGCUCCACGUACCAUCACACCUGUGGAGGCACUCUGCUCGCUCCCAACUGGGUCAUGACUGCCGGUCACUGCAUCGGAUCUCGUACCUACCGCGUGGUGCUGGGCGACUACGACCUCACCAAAGAGGAGAGCUAUGAGCAGAUUAGAGGCGUAGAGAAGAUCGUGGUUCACCCCGGAUGGAAUAGUAACUGCCUGUCUUGUGGUAAUGACAUCGCGAUGAUCAAACUGGCGUCCCCUGCCGUUGUGAACGACAAGGUGCAGCCGUCUUGUGUGCCACCGAGCGGAGAGAUCGCUCCUCACAACGACCCCUGCUACAUCACUGGCUGGGGAAGACUCUACAGUGGUGGUCCUAUCGCCUCUAAGCUCCAGCAGGCUCUCCUUCCUGUGGUCGGCCACAGCGUCUGCAGCAGCAGCGGCUGGUGGGGCAGCAGCGUGAAACCCACAAUGAUCUGCGGUGGCGGUGACAUCCGCUCUGGCUGCCAUGGGGAUUCAGGAGGCCCUCUAAACUGCAAGGGUGUGGAUGGCAGGUGGUACGUGCAGGGGGUGACCAGCUUUGUCUCCUCUCUAGGAUGCAACACCCCCAUGAAGCCCACAGUGUUCACUCGCACCUCUUCCUUCACCAAGUGGAUCAGUGACACGAUGCUGCAGUACUGAAGACCUG